Messenger RNA from Pisolithus orientalis, 1131 nucleotides. RefSeq lists its product as uncharacterized. The coding region runs from base 196 to 762 and encodes 188 amino acids. The transcript has 4 exons. Lineage: Eukaryota; Fungi; Basidiomycota; Agaricomycetes; Boletales; Pisolithaceae. The record is from RefSeq and is a predicted model, not a curated record.
UAGACAUGAAGCAUUUGUGUGAGGGGCUCGACGCCGUAUCUACCCCCACAGGCGGAAGGUGCACUUUUCUCCAUCGGGGUAAGUGGCUAGAUUGGCUUCUGGUGGUUUAGGCGUCGUGGAUGAUGUUAGGCUUAUUGCGGAUAUCCGCCCCGGGAUGUACAUGCUGCACGAGGUGAUGGAGAGGUAAGUUGAGUGAUGCUAAUCGUUAGCCGUGUCCGCGGAAGAGUGUUGAAUGCACGAGCGUUCCCCAUAGAGGAUUGCGAGUUGGCGAAGGUCGUUGCGUGGUUCACAGUCCGCAAGGACAAACCUUACGCAAAAUAUUCCAACUUUAAAGUAACCAGUCCUGAUGCUGGAGAAAAGGAAUACUAUUGCGCAUCGGCGUUGAUUCUGAUAUCAGGGAAGCCCGAACAUAAACUGGAAAGACAGGAGGCAUACAUGCUGUGCAAUGUGGCUGGAGACUUGAGAACGCAUGAAGUAGCAAGAGGUCACCGUCAACGCCAUCGGUGGUGUGCUGGGAUCUACUCACGUCGUGAGCAUCUUAUACCUCAUAAUGAACCACGAAGUGGAUAUGCUCAGCCACGUUCCGAGGUCGGGAUGAUGAUACCCAAACAUGUCUCGGAGAAAGUCCGUGGAAGAUCAAGAUUCUUUCUUGCCCGGAUAUGUACACCGUGCUACAACUAUAAUUGGAACAUACGGGUGCGACGAUCCAAUAGACCAGUCCAAUAUUACAUCCUCUCUAACAGCCUUGCACCUGACAAGUAACAAUCGCAUCGCAGCACCAUUGACACCCCGUGCGCAGAGAUCCAACCAUAACCUCGCCCUUGCAUUACCCAGGCCCUUAGCCACGAGGGUGUCCUAUGCAGCAAUGAUAGUGCGGGACAAGCGGAAGGCAAAAUGUCACUACUCUACUGUAUCUUCAAAGCCGUUGCGACAACACCAGAGUAGGUCCUGAGUAAGACUGCUAUAUCUCAGGCAUGCCUCGAUCUAGGAUGGGGUCGGCAGCGGCAAAAGCUGUGAGCGUACUGCAAGUAAGGUCCGGAGCCGCCUUGAGAGGAUAACUUCCUGUCUCAAUUGCAGGUAUAAAUGUUUAUUCCAACAGCGUGUUAGUGGGCGAUCAGUAAUUGGUAGACA